Messenger RNA from Diaporthe citri, 2274 nucleotides. RefSeq lists its product as uncharacterized. The coding region runs from base 1 to 2274 and encodes 757 amino acids. Gene Ontology annotation, biological process: carbohydrate metabolic process. Gene Ontology annotation, molecular function: beta-N-acetylhexosaminidase activity. The record is from RefSeq and is a predicted model, not a curated record. NCBI's taxonomy places the organism in Eukaryota, Fungi, Ascomycota, Sordariomycetes, Diaporthales, Diaporthaceae. The transcript has a single exon.
AUGAUUUCCCUAGAAUUGUUUGCGUUUGCGGGGGCUGCCGCCGCUUUGCAGCCUCUUCCCCCUGUGCAAUGGAUAAGCAGCAAUGCGUCCUCGACCGGAUUCUCUAUCCAAGAAGCCCCGAAGAAAAUCUACGUCGCCAGCAAUUUCGCAGAUCACACCGACACGGAGGGUCUGACGCUCAUACCGCCGUCGGCAUACGAGUUCGCAGAGACCUUCCGCCAGGACCUCUCCCAACUCUUUGGCGACGAAUGGACAAUCGAGCAGGUCGACGAAUUCCCUGACUCGGGCAUCUUCCUGGGGCAAUCUAGGGGAGACGCAAGCCAAUUGAAGUACGAAAAUGGAGUCCAGACAGAGGAAGGCUACGAGCUGGAAGUAUCGGCCGGGAGCGUCUUCGUUGGCGGGACAGGCGCUCGUGGUAUGUUUUGGGGAACACGAACGCUGCUGCAGGAGCUUCUGGUUGCCAAUGGGACAGCCUUGGCCCCAGGCCGGACAACUGAUGCCCCCGCGUAUGCGACACGAGGGUGGAUGCUCGACGCUGGCCGGAAAUGGUACACGGCCGGCUUCCUCAAGGAAUUGUGCACCUACGCGUCGUUUUUCAAAAUGUCCGAGUUCCAUUACCACUCGAGCGACAACUACCCGUUGAACAGAGGACACAAUGAAACAUGGCAUGAAAUCUAUUCUCAUUUCUCGCUAUUUCCGGAGAAUCCAGAGCUCCACGGGAUCAUCGAGCGCCAAAAUGAGACCCUCUCAAGGGAGGAGUUUGAGGACUUCCAGAAGCAUUGUGCGCAGCGCGGUGUCACGGUGAUUCCAGAGAUAGAGGCCCCAGGCCAUGCUUUGGCCAUCACAAAGUGGAAGCCUGAACUUGCGUUGACAAAGAAGGAUCUUCUCAAUUUGACACACCCUGAUACGGUGCCCACUGUCAAAGCCAUCUGGGAGGAGUUUCUGCCUUGGUUCCAGACCAAAGACGUACAUGUCGGAGCUGACGAAUACGACGCUGAUCUCGCCGGUGACUACAUCACGUUCGUGAAUGAGAUGAAGGACUGGGUCAACGAGACCUCUGGGAAGCGUAUCCGUAUCUGGGGCACCCACGAGCCGUCGGAAAACCUCACCGUCUCCGACGACAUCAUCAUCCAGCACUGGCAGUACGGGCAAUCCGACCCUGUCCAGCUCCAAAAUGACGGGUACGAGCUGAUCAAAUCGAACGACUGGUGGGCUUACAUGAGUCUCAAGAACGACCACAUGCCCAUCCUCCCAGCCCCCUACCCGCAAUUCUACAGCGUCACACGUACGAUGAAUUUCGCAGACGUUCCCGGCUGGCAGUGGGACCCGCGGCUUUUCAACCAGGUCAACACCACCGAGCAGCUCGAACCCGGGGCGAGUGGGAACAGAGGUGCGAUCCUCGCCGCCUGGAGCGACAGCGGCCCAGACGCCACGACGCAGCUCGAAGCGUACUACGCCAUGCGCGACGGCAUACCCGUGGUAGCAGCUCGAGCCUGGUCCGGUGCACGCGGGCUAAACAUCUCCGCCGAGGACCUGCCCUCCACCCUCGCGCUUCUCACGUCAAAGGCACCGGGGCAGAACCUCGACAGGCGGCUUCCCGGACCACAGAACCCAUCUGCAGACUCACCGCUCAUUUCAUGGUCGCGCCAGUCAUCAGACGCAGCCAGCGUGAGCCUGGACCAAGGCUCGUGCGGCCCGCCGUACACACUCACCCUCAGAGCCUCCUCGGCCUUCUCACUCACGGGCCCCGACACCUCGCUCAGCGUCGAGAGCGUCACGUCAAACGACACCGAGACCACCACCACCACCACCACCACGACGCUCGUCUUCAAGACCGCAGACAACUGGCCCUACCCGCUGCGCUCGACGUCCGAGUCCGACGGCCACGACCCCGCGCACCCGGGCCGCAUCUGGACCAACGCGUCGGGCUCCACGCACGGGCCCGUCCCGGUCGCCCUGCCCGCCGAGAUCCGCGUCGAGACCGACGUCGUGAAUGGGAGCCGGGUGUGGGUGGACGGCGAGUUCAGGGGCCGGUUCGAGGUGUUUGUUUUUGGCGGGAGGAACACGCUGUUUAGUUGGAGCCAGAUGGCGUUGGUUGCGCCGUUGGGGGCCGUCGAGGGUGGGUUGGAUGGGCUGGUUUUGGAGGCUGGCACUGGAGGCACGGGGGGGAACCAGACGGGUUCUUCAACCAUCAAUGGCACCGACAGGAUGGGUCAGGGUUCUGGAUGGACUUUCUUGGCGAUGGUAGGAGGUAUUAUGGCGCUCGUGUUGUGA